Molecule: messenger RNA, 981 nt
Organism: Dissoconium aciculare CBS 342.82
Lineage: Eukaryota; Fungi; Ascomycota; Dothideomycetes; Mycosphaerellales; Dissoconiaceae
Exons: 4
Coding region: 173-814 (213 amino acids)
Source: RefSeq, a predicted model, not a curated record
CACCCACCUCAUCACGAUCACGAACAGAGCCCAUCUUGCUCGUCGGUUUUUCACAUCUCUAUCACAUAACUCUCACAUCCAACAUUUGCUCUGCGAUCGUCACAGUGAAGAUUCCAACCGAUCACGAUUGUUCAACCAAGAGUAGCACGGCCUGCUUGAGAAGCCUGCCGCCAUGUCUAUCUUCGACUUUGCCAACCCAUACCAUGCCUAUAUCUUCGGAACAAGCUUCUGGUACUUUCUCCGCGGCAUCGUCCGUGUGAUUGACCCGGCCACCGUGUGCGACUGGUUCCGUCCGCCGUCACAAUUGGCCGAGCCUAAUGAUCUCGAGCUCUACACUACCCGCGUCGACGCCUACGGCCUGCUCGCCCUGUCCGCCCUCCUUCUCGUCCUCGCCGACGCCGUCCCGUUGCCCAACGCUCUCGUCGGCUCUACCCUGAACAGCACCUUCACCACCUCUCCCUCUGCCACCCGCACCAAACGCCCUUACGCCCCCGCCAUCAUCUUCAUCACGAUCCUGCACCACAUCUUUACCGGCAUCGGGUCAUUCUCGCACUGGAGCCGCCCUACGCACCGCACCAUCGCCAUGGACAUUGGCGUCUGGGGCAACGUGGGCCUGUCUCUGCUCGGUGUUGCCGCUUUGGUCUACUUGAACGGCGGUUCCGAGCUGGCGGGCAAAGUUGGAGAGGCAAUCAACAAGGAGAGCGACAAGUUGCAGGGACAGGCGCAGAACUUGCAGGAGCAGGCGCAGAAUGUGAUUGGCAACAUUCGCGAGGAUGUUCGCGAGGCCACUCGCAGCACUAGGAAGCGUGCCUGAUUGAGUUGCACAGAUGUGACGCUCGGCCUCGCAUUCGGUGCCACGGCGGAUCAUGAAUGAUCGCUAGCUGUUCCAGAAACGGGCUUGGGCAAACGAUGAACCGGUGAGAAUGAUACUAUGUCACUUGGGAGGUCAAGGAUACGAUUGUGAUGAAUAUGAUUAUGAGA